AUGCAUCCAGUCGUUAAAGAAGGAGAUCACGAUAAGGAAUGUGUGGAUUUAAUGAAUGCUCUGAUGGAGUGCCAUAAAAACAGACCUAUCACUCAAAUGCUCAACGGGUGUUUAGAGCCUAAAGCAGCACUCGAUAAAUGUCUUGAUAAAGAAUAUGAACGGCGAUAUGAACAAAAUCAAAAGGAGGCUGCACAAGUCUAUCCCGCAUUCCGUAACCUCAUGAAGAUGAAAGAAGAAAAGGAAAAACAAUCUAGAGAAAAUAGAAAAUUAACUGCGGAGGAGAAGGCAAAACUUUUGGAACGAGAGGGAAAUAAACUUUAA
Messenger RNA from Naegleria lovaniensis, 321 nucleotides. RefSeq lists its product as uncharacterized. The transcript has a single exon. The record is from RefSeq and is a predicted model, not a curated record. The coding region runs from base 1 to 321 and encodes 106 amino acids. Lineage: Eukaryota; Heterolobosea; Eutetramitea; Acrasida; Naegleriidae.